GAUGACGACGCGUAUCUUCACACGUUAGACGCUCCACCCGCCUUUGGGGUUAUCAAGCUUGAGCUCUGGGAAGCCGACAUCCGGAAUGUCAGACGGACUGAGUUUCGACACCAGUACGGCUCGACCGUCCUCGAGGGACAGACGAUCCACGAGAGGUCCAAGAAAGCCGGCGCUCAUCACGUCAAGUGUGUCAGCCGCCCACCUACCCUCCAAGUCCUUCACUCAGGCUGAUUGCGUAGAUUUGGUGGAGAGUACGUCGUUGCCCCGCGGCAGGUCAACAUGAUCGACGCCCAACGUAAAGGCUCGGAGGCUCUGGCGACGUUUACAUUCAACUACCGGCCUCGUGACAUACUCAUGGCUGGAGGUAUCAUCUCGUCACCCGUUCCCUCGCCGGUGAAAACCGAGCCAGUAGAUUCGCAGAUCCUUGGUCUAGAAGCACAGUUGAGAGCUCUGCGCGCGCAGAAAUCUGCAGGUUCGGCGCCGAGGGUUUCGACUAUGGCACAUCCACGAACUGGGCAGUCGGUGCAGGUCAUCGAUCUGACUGAUCUAUAAUAAGUACUGUCUGCGCGUCCCGAUCAACAACUACCCUGGAGUCUUAACGCCUCAUCUGUAUUCACUCACAAUUGCUUGUAUCUUAUCAUGCAUGUACUCCCUCGCAUUCGAUCUGCUGUCCUGCAUUGGCUGUCCCAUCCGCAGUCUGGGGGUUACAGCCCCAUUGAUGAAAGGAUCUCUCUUCCAGACAACCAAGUGACCGUCAAGCAAAAGACCUGAGAUUCAUAGUCCAAUGUUCCGGGAUUGCAGUUUUUCGGUUCGAUACACUCGUCUCGAUGGACAAAAUCCGUAUUGCCAGAGACGUGAAGGCUUGAUACUCGCACUAGAAUUGUCAAGGAAUUCGAGAGCUGCUCAAGCACGUUUGAGUCAGCCGACCAAUCUCGCGUGUUCCGACAUGAGCCGAUGAUUUGACCAGCGAUCAAAGAGCUGUAUUUGCGAAAGAUGGCGGGAAAUGCGUUUUAGGGACGAGCUGUUCUUACACUACGUACCAUCAGGAUUUGUUCCGUUGAUUCACCGGUUGUACCAGUCGGGUUUGCAGCAGAGACAUCCAUCAUCGGCUUUAACUUGCAGACUGAUCUUCCGUUUCCUCCAUAAUGGCCGCAUCAGCCUUUGCAAGACAAGGGCGAAAGAUUGUCGCCAUUGGCCGCAACUACGCCGAACACAUCAAAGAGCUCAACAACACCGCUCCCAAGGAACCGUUCUUCUUCCUCAAGCCGACGACGAGCUACGUGCAGUCCGGUGGCAGGGUGGAGAUCCCCACCGGGAUCAUGGCGCAUCACGAGG
Mycena citricolor is the source of this 1335-nucleotide messenger RNA. Lineage: Eukaryota; Fungi; Basidiomycota; Agaricomycetes; Agaricales; Mycenaceae. The record is from the annotation of a GenBank genome assembly.